Elaeis guineensis (African oil palm) is the source of this 993-nucleotide messenger RNA. RefSeq names its product NAD(P)H-quinone oxidoreductase subunit S, chloroplastic. Gene Ontology annotation, biological process: photosynthetic electron transport chain. The record is from RefSeq and is a predicted model, not a curated record. NCBI's taxonomy places the organism in Eukaryota, Viridiplantae, Streptophyta, Magnoliopsida, Arecales, Arecaceae.
UCCCUGGUAACCCCAUCCCAAAUUUGAGCUACUUCGAGCGGCUGGCGCCGUUGUCCCUCCAUUUCUUCGAGUCCAUGGCGUCUUCCAUUCCUGUCCAAAUCAUCCAGAACCCUGUCCUUGGCCGCUCCUCCUUCCUCCGCAAAACCCGCCAUUCCUCAAUCCCUAGCAGGACCACCACCUCGGUGACCCCCUCCGCCAAGCUCCAGCUCUCCGAUCUCCUUGGCGGCCGCGGCCUCUGCAACGGCGAAGUAGGCCUCUAUAAGGAGCUCAACCAGGACCCCGCCCCAUGUCCUGCCACCCCUCAGCCUCGAUCCGGCGAGUCCCCUUCCUCGUUGCCCCGGGGCUUUGGCGACGACGCCUUCGAGAAGGAGCUGCUAGGCCUCACCGGCGGCUUCCCGGGCGGCGAGAAGGGCCUCAAGAAGUUCAUCGAGGAGAACCCACCGAUCGCCGGCAACGAGGAGGCGGGUCUCGUGUUCUCGGGCUCGAAGCCGAAGCCGCCGGAGCUGCCGCUCUUGCUGCCGGGGAUGAUCGUUGUCGUGAAGAACCCCAAGAACCCAUUCUACAUGUACUGCGGCAUCGUCCAGAGGGUCACGGAUGGGAAGGUCGGGGUGUUAUUCGAGGGCGGCAAUUGGGACAAGCUCAUCACUUUCCGGCUGGACGAGCUCGAGCGCAGGGACAAGGGGCCUCCCAUGGUCAAUCCCAAGUCCGCCGUCCUGGAAGCCAUCGUUCAGAAGUCGGCGUGACGUGGGGGAACUGACCACAGCCAACUCAGAAGCAGGAUUAUUAAACUCAUCAUGGUCAUGUUUCAGUGCACGGGGUUGCAGAUGUCUUGAAUUUCUUCUAUUUCUUGAGCUAUUUGAGCUGUUUAAUUACGAUAGAAGUAUUCUAUGGUCCGGGGUUUAUCUUAAGCUGUUCUAGGAUACUUCUUGGGAGCUUUGAAGGUUACAGGCUGGGUUCAAAUACAAAACUAUAUUCCAACUUGAAGACCAGACC